Messenger RNA from Triticum dicoccoides, 1061 nucleotides. RefSeq lists its product as uncharacterized. The transcript is spliced from 7 exons. The coding region runs from base 365 to 778 and encodes 137 amino acids. NCBI's taxonomy places the organism in Eukaryota, Viridiplantae, Streptophyta, Magnoliopsida, Poales, Poaceae. The record is from RefSeq and is a predicted model, not a curated record.
UUCUGAUCUAUUCAUCAACUGUCAAGGCAGUACAAUUCCUAUUUUUAUUUUUUAAACAGGGUUCCUAGAUCAAAUUGUCUGGGCUGGGACAAGAAAAGGAACAUGAUCUUGACUGAGCGCGGGCCGCGGAGAUGGUGAGGAUGCCGAGCUGUCUGCGACAUGGUCGUUGCUCCUCCGGACUUGGUAGGAGGAGUGAGGAGGUCGAUCCAUCCUCGGCUUCGUCGUCGUCGUGCAUCUGUCAAGAGAUGCUCGCGCGCCGGGAGACGAAUCCACAUCUGCUCCUGCUCGACUGCUUCCAAAUCGAGUGACGCAUGCUUCUGCUUGCUAUGGAGGCCGCUGCUCUGAUCCGCUCCAACUGCCAGCGAUGUUCCUCCUCAAGGUCAAGGCAGGCUGGGUGGGCUCCUCGUCGGCGUCGGCUUUCCCUGCCUGCCACUGCUUUCUGAUGGAGCGGACCUUUGGAUGCUCCUGUGCCUCUGGUGGUGGGCUAGGCUGGAACUGCUCUGUUGGAUCCUUACCUUUCUUUUGCAGUGACACUGAAUGGUUUGGCUGGUCCACAACACAGUCUCAGGGAUGGAUGGUCAAGUUGUAUAUGGCUUCCACCAUGUACGAGAUGAAAAACCAUAUCUUGCUCAAGGACCAGUUGCAAAUAAGGGCAGUUAAAGAGUGGAUGCCCAACUGCUCUGAUGUAGGCCGCUCCGAAUCAAUUAUCCGAUAUAUGGCGUCUCUUGAAGGAUUCUCAGUGGUCUCAUGCCUCUCUGUCAGGAUUCUCCCAAUUUGAAAGAGGGAACGAGUCCCUAAGACCGCUCUUUGGAAUUCCAAUAUAGAUGAAGAUAGAACUGAAAUUUGAGGGCCAACAAAUAUGUUGUAUCGUGGAUGUCCCCCUUUACAUCAUUGUUUUAUGAAAUGCACUAACGCUCCUGGAAGGUUGUUCUGAGUAUAUUUGUAUAUUUUUUACAACAAGUAUGAUUUGGUGUGAAGUUAUCCAAUGUCGUGUGAUGAACCUUGAUGUUUAGUAUUGAAUCAUUAGUAAGUGUUUAGUAACCUGCUUUUUUAGAUGUUAC